UCCCCAAUCCAGAUUGCGGAGCCGAUGCAAGAGAUUGCUAGCGGUCCCUCUUGCUGGUUGUGGGAUUAUCUGCGACGCUCAGGGGCGUCUGGAUUCUUCGUUCCACUUUCUGGUGGAGCUGAUUCUGCUGCUGUCGUCACGAUUGUUGGCGCUAUGGCCCAGGAAGUUUGUACCGCUAUGGAAGCCGGGGACGAAUGUCAGUGCCAUUUCACAUCAUCAUCUUAUCUGUCAGUGUUUCUUAUCCAGUUUGUCAUUAGCGAAGUUGAGAGAGUGACUCGAAUGUCACGAGAGAAGGAAGGAUUUCCCAAGCAGCCUGCUGCUCUUUGCAACAUUCUCCUGCACACGUGUUUUAUGGGGUCAACAAAUUCAUCAUCGUCAACACGACAAGCAGCGACUGCUUUGGCGGAAGAGAUUGGAGCGUUCCAUUUCUCAAUCGCAAUCGAUUCGGUUGUCAGCGCGUUUCUGAGUGUGUUCCAGCUGGUUGCUGGUAGAAUUCCAAAGUAUUCGUUGUUUGGCGGAACUCCAGCAGAAGAUUUGGCACUCCAGAAUAUCCAAGCACGUAUUCGAAUGGUGUUCAGCUAUUUGUUCUCCUCCUUGCUUCCCUGGAUUCGUUCUAAAACGGGAUACUUGUUGGUGUUGGGAACUGGGAAUGUGGAUGAGGCACUGAGGGGCUAUCUGACUAAAUACGAUUGUUCGAGCGCUGAUAUCAAUCCAAUCGGCUCAAUCAGCAAAGUUGAUCUAAGAGCAUUUCUUAGGUGGUCUGUUGUGAACUUGGGAUACAACAGCUUAAUAGAUAUCGUAAACGCACAACCGACAGCAGAGUUGCGACCAAUUGAUGAAGCAACAACGGGGAAGGAAGUUCACACGCAGACAGAUGAAGACGACAUGGGUCUGACAUACGAGGAACUUGGAAUUUUCGGAAAACUGCGGAAGGUUUUGCGCUGUGGUCCUGUUUCGAUGAUGCGCUCGCUUGCACUCACUGAGAAAAGUCCCUUCUCUCAGUUGAGUCUCGCAGAAGUCGCCGGAAAAGUGAAGCAUUUCUUCAGCUGCUAUGCGAGCAAUCGACACAAAAUGACCACAUUGACUCCAUCAUAUCAUGCUGAAGCGUACAGUCCUGACGACAACCGUUUCGACCAUCGGCAGUUUUUGUAUCCACCAUUCGAGACACAAUUUGCUAAAAUCGACGAAAUUGUUUCUGGUGCUCCUCAAUGA
Condylostylus longicornis is the source of this 1212-nucleotide messenger RNA. RefSeq lists its product as uncharacterized. Gene Ontology annotation, cellular component: cytoplasm. The record is from RefSeq and is a predicted model, not a curated record. Gene Ontology annotation, molecular function: ATP binding; NAD+ synthase (glutamine-hydrolyzing) activity; glutaminase activity. Gene Ontology annotation, biological process: NAD+ biosynthetic process. The transcript has 3 exons. The annotation marks the transcript as partial. Lineage: Eukaryota; Metazoa; Arthropoda; Insecta; Diptera; Dolichopodidae.